Python bivittatus (Burmese python) is the source of this 7686-nucleotide messenger RNA. Its product is annotated as polycystin family receptor for egg jelly-like. Gene Ontology annotation, molecular function: calcium channel activity; protein binding; calcium ion binding. Lineage: Eukaryota; Metazoa; Chordata; Lepidosauria; Squamata; Pythonidae. Gene Ontology annotation, biological process: detection of mechanical stimulus. The record is from RefSeq and is a predicted model, not a curated record. Gene Ontology annotation, cellular component: membrane.
AUGCCGCUCCUGUGGCCUCUGCUCCCCCUCUUCUGCUGGGCCAGUUGCUCCCCCAGCACGCUGGUGGCCCCGCUUCAUCUAAUGCCGCCACCACUGUCAGUCACGUGCACCAAGCCUGGGAACCACGUCUAUCAACGACAAGACCACCCUUUCCAGGUCUCAUGUCUUUGGGACAGAUAUGUGGCGUUGCGCUACUCAAAAGCCCCUGGGGGGAACCCCAAGGGCAGAGGGGCAGAGCCACCGGUGCCCCCUCUCUGCCACUGGUACCGGGAGUCCACCCUGGUCAACCACACUACUCGCUGGACAGGUCAGUUGAUGUUCGGCCCAGGCCUGCCGAGGGAAGGCCCCCAUCAUCCGCCUUGGGCCAGCACUCAGAUUACAGUGCAGUGCUCCUCAGCUUCAUGCUCGGCUCCCUUGUGCUUGUAUCGGAACUUGAGCAUUGCGGUGGUGGAGCAAGACAUCCAUCUCUUCCUGCUCUGGCCACACACGCUUCCCGUUUUGGAAAGGCAGCCGGUGCGCUUGGGCUGGUGUGCACGCCUCAAGAGUUCGACCUGGCACUACCACUUCAAGAGCCAAGGGGGUCAUCCCGAGGACCUCCUCAUUCCCACCAACCAGCACAGUGAGCUCCCACCACUGACUGCCUACCCCAGGGCAGAACUGCGCCAGGUCUGCAUGUCUUACUACAGCUACCACUUGACCGUGCAGUACCCCCACCGUGGAUCCUACACCGCUUCCGUCAGCGUGGAGCCCGGACCCCAGAUCAGCCUCAGCCUGGACUUCUUUGUGGAGCCGGCCCUGCUCUUUGUUUUUAGGGUAACUUCCCAUCUGCAGAGACACCCACAAGGGACCCUGAGCCUCUCCUGGAACCUGCAGCAGCUCAGCCGAGAAAUAGUAGCUUACCAACUCUUGGACAUGCAGGGGUCCCUGGAGGGGUCUCACUCCUACGAUUACAACCCGUUUGGUCUGCACAGCCAUUUCUGUGCUGCGCCCACAUCACGCCGGGCCACGGAAACAGUUGUGGCCAGCAUGUACUUCCAUACCAGCAAGAGGGUGUCAGGGAGCGUGAGAGGAAGCCUCGAUUACUCAAACGGGACCUUAAUUUUCAGGACAAGCAGGUCAACCUCGGUAUCCAUCAGGCUCAACCCACAGAAAAACAUGAUUAGCACUUAUAUUUUCAGCCGUGCCCAGGGCCUCUACUAUUCCAGCCGAAAAGGCAGUGGGACCAAUGACCCUGCUGGCAACUCCAGCCUCUGCUAUGUCCUUUACCAGCAAGCGGGCCUCUCCUAUCUGAUUACGGUUAAAUUCACGCAGCUGCAGUUUUUUAGAUUCAGCCUGGAUAUCUAUCUGAAUCGGAAAGAGGCUCUGUUCAAAACUCUAGGGGAAAACGAGAUGGAAGUGUAUGUUUUCAACAACACUUCCCCUGAUAAUAGCUUGGUCUACGUUGUAUGGUUCAUACCUGCGCAGCAUCCUCUUCUACAGUGUGAGUGGACCUUCAAGUUGCAGGUUUUUGAUUCGAUAGGCAGAAAUCUGGUAAAGAACUAUAGUUUUGCCUACGCUGAUCAGAUCCGAAACGCAGCUCAUUUCAUUCCUGACUCUGCCUUAGCUUUCAAUUCUGCCUCGUAUGCGGGCUUUGUAGCCAAAGUGAAAUGCACAGAGAGCGCAAGAGUUCCUAUGGUAUUCACAGCAACGUUUAAUAUUUAUGCCUCAAAAGUCAUAGAAUCCCAAAUUGCCUGCCAGCAAAAACCUUGCACCAUUCCUGAAGUUAGGAUCCACCGGGCUGUUCAUACCAAGCACAUCCUGUAUUACGCGCAGGGGACUGAAUUUACUCUAGCAGCAGACAUGCAGGUCAACUGUCCAGGAGCCAAAGCAACCAACGUCACUUGGAACAUCUACAAAGUCUCCCAUCUGUCGGAAACACCAGACUGGUCAAAGCCUCUUAACCCACCUGGUGUUGAGGGAAGAAACUUUGUCAUAUUAAAAGUCCCCAGUUCAAGUCUUGAGACUGGCCUGUACCUUUUUAAUUUCACUCUGCAAUUAAUUUCAUUCACCCUCCCCAAGAAGACAGAGCGCUCUGACGCCGUGCUCGUGGAGAUUGGGUCGGAUCGAUGGAGGGCCGUCAUCGCUGGAGGCCAGUUCCGGACCGUUGGGUUUUCUGACCGGUGGAUUCUGAGAGGAUCUGUCCUGUCCAACGGCGAGGUGGUCAGUCUGUCUCAGGGACUGUCCUAUACUUGGUAUUGCACCAAGCGAAAAACAGACUAUGAAUCAAUGACUCUCAGCAGAGAUGGGAAAUGCCAUCCAGAUCAAGCUGACCUGAAGUGGACCACAUCCUCCGAUGCCGUUCAGACGGUGCUUCCCCAAACUCUUCAAGCAAAUGACACAUACCAUUUUCUCCUGGUGGCUCAGAAUGCUAGCAGGAUAGCUGAGGCUCACCAAACCGUACACGUGCAUGUUCACGGUGGCCUGAUUCUGAAUAUUGCAUGCAUUGAAAAUUGCGGAACUUCAGUAAUUCCAACAGAAAGAUUUUGUCUGUCUGGUAAAUGUGCGAACUGCAGGGAAAUUAAGUCCUUGUAUUACUGGUCACUGCGCUCAGCCCAGUCCAAUGAAAUCAAAUUUGACUGGUCUUCCAAGACAGCUACUGGAAGAUCCAACUCCUAUCUACAUCUCAAGGCGUUUGCUCUGGUCUCCAUGGCGGAACAGCCCUAUAUUUUGAGCCUAAAAGUCAUAACGAAAGAUGGACGGUCAUCUAUCUGUGAAUAUUCUUUUUAUGUUAAUGCUCCACCCCAGACAGGGAAGUGUGUCCUUAAUCCAAGGAUAGGUACAGCUUUUCUAACAAAAUUCAUUAUCCAGUGCAGCGGAUUUGAAGACAAAAAUGAGCCUCUUUCCUAUAAAGUAAUAGCAGCAUCAGAUCAAAUUAGAAUUAGUUCCAUAUCCUCAAUUCAGAAUAACACUUUGGGGAUAAUCAUCUAUGCUGGACAUGAAUCCCAAACUCCCUGGACUUUUCUCCCCCCUGGUAGACCAUCCCAGAACUCUGCUUUGACUAUCUACGUUGAAGUUUAUGAUGCACUUGGCUCAUCUUCUCAAGUCACUUUGCAAGCCACGGUCCUUGAUCAAAGAAUGCAGAAGACUGAUGCUGUCCCCCAUCAUGAACUGCAUGAUUUGAUCCAUGGAUCAAGCGCCCCUAUGACCGCGUUGCUGAUCACCAAGGAUUACUUGAGGAUAGGCUACGUUGUAUACAUGGUGGCCUCGGCCUUAAACAAUAUUGAAGCUUCCCCAUCCAGUCAGGUCCCUAAAGCAGAUUUGCGUCAACGCCUCCUCGAUAUAACCGCAGGGAUUCCUAGCACUAAUAUCGGGGAAAUCAAUCAGGUGAUUCUAAGUAUUGGCCAAGCAACGCUUGAAAUCGCUGAAGUCAACAGGGUAUCGCAGCUGCUUGCAGUCAGAAAACUGAAAAAAGUCGGCGAAGCUCUGAAAAAACACAGGGAGCAAGGUUUAGGUUCAAAGGAAACUGAGAUUCUUAGCCACGGGAUUCUCACGGGGUUAUCCAAUAUCUUGAGUGCUUCUCUCUUGAAUCACAAAAAUCCUCAUGUGGAUGCCGUUAAAGAAGCCAUUUCUGUAACGGAAAUAUUAGCGGAUCUCGUUUUACACGGCAAAGUCCCUGGUGGGCAUGAAACUAACAUGGCCGCCGAAAACUGGACCAUCCGCCUAUGGAAAGAUGAAAAAUGGGACGUUUCAGAAACUUUCGCAAACCGAAAACAAUGCAGGAACUGCUUUUAUCCAAAACUGAAGCAGGGCUCUCGUGUGGAAUUGGAAGUCGAUAGUGUCGUUUCCACCGUUCUCUAUGAAUUUGCGCAGAAUCCUUUUCCUUGGUUGCAUUUUACUGGCAACAUUGGCACAAUGGUGACGGGAUUCAAAAUGCUGGGGACCGAUUCUAAAGGGGAGGUAGCCAGCAUUGUUCCUGAUGUGGUUGAAAUGCUCUUAGUCAGAAAAGACGAGGCCAUCUUUGACUUGACUGUAGGGCCAGAUAAAAAACUUCCUAAAACAACGGGUGGCUUUAACUUGGAAAUUAAAAGAAGCUCCAAUGACAUUUUUGUCCAACUUGUGCCCAAAAUUAAAAUUACUUUCCAGGUAUUGAUCUACCUAGGCGUCAAUUUUAGCCAUUCUCCCUUAGUUUCAUAUAAUGCUUCUCAUUUCAGUCCUCCAGCGCUCAUGAAAAGGGAUGCAGCUAUAACUGAAUGUGCCGUCAAGGUUCCAUAUGUCCUUUGCCUUCCAAAGUCAUUGCUUUGGUCCCAUGCCCAUCACAGUGGAGCGGACACACUUAACAUUUCUGUUGUCUUACAGUCACACCCAGUCGUGAGAGACCGAACUGCAAAGCUGGUCCGCGUUGCUGUUUUUGCAGCAGGCUGUUUGGAUCUAGAAGGCGUGCAGGACCAGUGGAAAGAAGAAACAUGCAGCCUUGGCCCUCAAACCAGCUGGUCCAAAAUCCACUGUGUCUGCAAGGCAAAAAAACGGAGCCCAAAGUCAACUGGAUCCAAUUCAGCAGGGACCUCCAGACCCGGAAUCCGAUUUGUGGCCGGCAAGGUACUUUUAUUUCCCAAACAACUUGAUAUGAACAUGCUCCUUUUAGCGCCGACGGGGAAGAACCCUGUCCCAGGGUUGACUGUCUUCGCCAUCUUCCUAAUCUACAUUUCCCUGGCCGUCUGGGUGAGAAGAAAAGAUAGGGCUAGCGUGGAAGAGCAGGUUAUAGAUUUGCCAGAUAACGACCCCUUUCACACAAUGAGAUACCUUCUGACCAUCUACACCGGGAGCCGUCCAAGCGCAGGGACCAAAGCCGACGUGUUCGUUGAGCUCAUUGGCCAGAACGGGUCGAGUGACGUGCAUCACUUAAACCAUCCAGCAUUUCCAAAGAUCCUUCAGAGCAGAUGCAUUGACACUUUCCUGCUAACUACCAAGGAAGACUUGGGAGACCUCUUCUCUAUCCACAUCUGGCACGAUUACGGUGGCUUCGGUCCUAAUUGGUACUUGAGCCGAAUCAAAGUCCAAAACAUAGACACAAACAAGUCGUGGCUAUUUCUGUGCAGGAAGUGGUUGGCUCUAGGCAGGAAUAACUACCAAAUAGAAUGGACUUUUGAGGUCACUGAUCCACAAGUCCCCAUAAGCAGAGCUGAUUAUUUUUUUAUAAUGCUUAGCUAUGGCUUGUUCAAAGACCACCUCUGGUUCUCUAUCUUUGUUCACAGAAUUGACAGCUCUCUGAACAGAUUUCAGCGGCUCUCCUGCUGCUUGGCAAUACUUUUGACUUCCCUGUUGCUCAACACUAUAAUCUUCAGCACUAAGAAAGAAGAACAUCUUUAUUUCCUAGAACUGCAGUAUUGGGAAUCCAUAAAAAUUGGCAUUCUUGGUGCUUUUUUUUCCAUUCCUAUGGAAUGGAUUGCAGUGACCUUGUUUAAAUGCUCCAUGAAGGAGCCUUCCGAGCGUUACAUCGCUCAGGGCCGGGGGAAAGAAAGUUCCCCUUGCUUGGCUGAAGACCUUCAUAAAGAAGGCACUCACCUUUCAGAGACGAAGUCACAGCAAUUUCCAGCCACAGAUAAUAAUUUCAGUAAUAAUUAUGCAGCAGAAGAGAAAGCAACUUUGGGGAAAGCCCAGAAAUUGCAAUGGUGCAGAUAUUUGGCCUGUAGCACAUGGUUCUUUGUCUUCUUCGUAUCUGGGGUAUCGUCAUUUUUCAUCACAUUCAUCGGCCUGACUUACAGUAACAAAACGUCCUCUGAAUGGUUAAUUGCUUCUCUGACAUCGUUCUGUCUCCACAUGAGCUUCUUUGAGAGCUUACAAAUCAUUAUUUUCUCAGGCUGGAAUAUCUGCUUGACAAAAUACUGUGAAAACAUCCCCUGGCAAAGCUAUCAAGAUAUUAAGUACAAAAGAACAAUGAGGGAAGCCGAUGAGAUGCGGAAGUUGCAUGAUGACCUUGUUCAACUUAGAGCUUCCAAGAAAUACCAGCCGAUGAAAAAGGAAGAAGUUAGAGCCCUGCAAAAGAAGCAGAUGGUUCAGUAUCUAUCUUACAAAAUCGUAAAGGACAUGUUGUGCCAUUUUAUCUUCUUAACCUUAAUUUUAACAAUUUCGCACCCAAUAGACAUUACCAGAUCCUUUCACUACAAUCGAGACAUGCAUAGAAGGUUUUCUACUGAUUUACCCAUCGUGGAUAGAAUAGAGGAUAUUUACAGCUGGGUGAACAACAGCUUUCUGCCGCUCAUUCACAAUGUCUAUCACCCAAGCUACCUUGUAAACUCCUGGUCCAAAGUCCUGGGGUUGCCCAGAAUGAGGCAAAUAAGAAGUGGACCUUCUGAUGUGGAAUGCUUACUUCCCCGUGACUUGAAAAAUACAUUUGUGAUGCAUCAUGUUCACUGCAGGAAGAAAUAUGGGCUUGACCCAGAAGACCGAGCCAACUACCUGGGAUCCUGGGCAGUUCCUACCAACACCUCAGUUCCUGGGCACACUGCGGAGUUCCUAGGCUUCAGUUAUGAGCCAAGUACGACCCAGUGGGAGUACCUCUCCUAUGGAGAAUUAAAUAAAUACCCUUCCAGGGGAUACACUUUUUAUUUUUUCCCCAAAGAACCCCAAGUGAAUUCAACAAAAAGGUUGGAAGCUUUGGAAACGAACAGCUGGAUUGACAACCAGACAUGGGCCGUGAUUUUCGAAUUAACAACAUUCAACGUUGAUGCCAAUAUGUUCUGUAGCGUUUCCGUCAUCUUUGAAUUCUCUUUACUGGGCCCUGUAAAUACUAGUGUCUCCGUGCAUUCUUACCAGCUCCCCUUUUUCACCCAUCAAAGCACAAGCGAGAUUUUCUUCUUUUGUCUCACUGUGUACAUGCUCAUAAUUUAUAUCGUCGACGAAUGCCGCAUGGUGCACCAGGAACGACUAAGCUACUUUACCACUGCCACCAACCUGAUCAACCUUGGGAUAAAGUCAGUCUGUGUGCUGUUUUUGGUGGUGUUUGCGUGCAAAUUCAAGCUUUCCUCUGACUUAGUGCAGUUUUACUUACUUCACCCCCAAGAGUUUAUUCCAUUCCAUGCGGCUUCCCAGUUUGACCAGAUGGUCAGAGACGUACUGGGAAUUUUGAUUUUCUUCCUGGUCCUGAAAACAUACCGCUAUCUCAGAUUUCUGUUUGAUAUACGCCUAGCCCAAAAAUCCCUGCAGACAGCCCUCCCUGGAAUAAUCAAUAUAUUCGUCAUGGGUGGCAUAUUUUUUUAUGGAUAUACGUUCCUCGGAUAUGUGGCCUUUGGCCAACACGAGUGGAACUUCCGCACCCUGCUUUAUUCCUUCACGACAGUGUUGUCGUAUUGCGCUGUGGCAUUUAGGAACACUGAGUUUAGGUCGGACAAAUUGCUGGGGGGGAUUUUUUUAGGGACCUUUAUGGUGGUGAUGAUCUGUGUUUUUGUCAAUUUAAGUCAAGUCAUUCUCAUGUCGGCUCACUCGGACAUGAAGGAAAUUGUUUACAAUGAGCCUUCGAAUGAAGCUGAGGUCAUGUAUUUUAUCCUCCAGAAGAUCUACAGAAUGUGGUAUUUUGCCCACACUGGUACUUAUACAAACACAGACACUGACAUUUUUAACUCUGUCCUGUAUGGGAAAUAUAAGAAGCGCAGAAGACGACCCUUGAGAAAACACUUGGAAAGAAAUCAAAGGCUUUAUCUUGUUGUUUGA